AAUAAUAUAACGAAUUUUAAGUGUACAUAAUUUUGAUCUAUUAAAAUUUUUUUUCAUAAUUUAGUUCAAAUUUGAAUGAUGUAGUUGUUUAAAACUAAACUUUGCUGUUGUUAAAUUUCAAAUUUAAAAAUUGUGUCUAUUUGAAUUAUAAUGUCAAAAAGAGGAAAAUACGGCCAGUGGUCUGAACAGGAUCUACAAUUAGCAGUUGCUGCCUACAGAAAUGGGGAUUAUGGUUUGAACAAAUGUGCACAAAUAUACAAUGUUCCCAAAGCUACUCUUAAGAGACAUGCAGAUGGUAAAAAUGCUCAUGUCAAUCUUGCCAAAUCAUUUGGGAGACCAGCAGUAUUUGAUGGUAAUAUGGAACAACAAUUGGUAAAUCAUCUUUUACAUUUAGAGUCGUUAUUUUUUGGUUUCACAAUAACGGAUAUAAGAAAAUUAGCUUUUGACAUUGCUGAAAAAUUUUCACUGACUCAUAAUUUUAAUAAAGAAAAAAAAACUGCUGGAAAAAAAUGGUUUUAUGGGUUUAUGAAACGUAAUCCACAACUAUGUUUAAGACAGCCUGAAGCAACAUCUAUGGCCAGAGCUAAAGGUUUUAAUAAAACAAAUGUUAUGGAUUUUUUUGAUAUCCUAGAAAAAAUAGUUGAUGAAAAUAAAAUAAAUGCAAGCAAAAUUUACAAUGUCGAUGAAUCAGGUUUUACUACUGUACAAAAAAAAACUCAAAAAGUUAUAUCAUUAAAAGGUAAACGGCAAGUAGGAGCCUUAACUAGUGGGGAAAGAGGAGUUAAUACUACCAUUGUAUGCUGUGUUAAUGCAUCUGGUUUCUAUGUGCCACCGAUGAUUAUAUUUAAGAGGAAACGAAAAUGCCCAGAGUUAGAAAUAGGUGCUCCAUCUGGUAGUGUUAUUGAAAUUUCAGACUCUGGUUAUAUUAACUCUGAACUUUUUUUAACUUGGUUAAAGCAUUUUCAUUUCCAUGUUAAAUCAAAUAAAGAAAAUCCAGUUGUAAUACUUCUAGAUGGACAUACCACACAUAGCAAAAAUUUAGAGGCUUUGAUAUUUUCUAAAGAAAAUGGAAUAAUCUUGCUUCAGUUACCUGGACAUACUACCCAUCGCCUUCAACCAUUAGACGUUGCUUUUUUCAAGCCCUUAGGGUUAUACUAUAUUCAAGCUCAAGAAAAAUGGCUGCGUCAAAAUUAUGGUAGAACAAUAUCACAAUUUCAUGUGUCAAGUUUACUUAAGGAAGCAUACGGUCGAGCAGCUACAGUCGGUAUUGCAGAAAAUGCUUUUCGAAAUUCAGGAAUCUGGCCUGUCAAUAGACAUAUAUUUCAGGACCAUCAAUUUAUUGUUUCCGACUCUUUAAAUAGAUGCCCUACUCCGGAACCAGAAACUGUGAUUGAUAAUGUUGAAAACCUAGAAAAUUAUAUUACUGUCAAUAAUGAGAAUAAUGAUAAAACUAAAGAUGCACUUGAUGAAGCAAUCACAAAUGAUGAUGAGCAAAAUAAUAAUUUAUUUUCAAAGGUUCUUUUAGAGGUUUCUCCUAUACCCAAAACUCAGCGGUAUACAAAAUCAAAAAGAAGUGGAAGGGGUGCUAAAAAAGCUGUACAUUUCCCCAUAGCUGCAAUCCGUAUGUCCAAAUGGGUUUUAAUAAGGUUUUAUACAAGAGAAAUUUGA
Molecule: messenger RNA, 1668 nt
Organism: Acyrthosiphon pisum (pea aphid)
Lineage: Eukaryota; Metazoa; Arthropoda; Insecta; Hemiptera; Aphididae
Exons: 3
Coding region: 151-1668 (505 amino acids)
Cellular component (GO): nucleus
Molecular function (GO): DNA binding
Source: RefSeq, a predicted model, not a curated record